This is a messenger RNA of Trichogramma pretiosum, 1532 nucleotides long. RefSeq names its product FAD synthase-like. The coding region runs from base 524 to 1369 and encodes 281 amino acids. Lineage: Eukaryota; Metazoa; Arthropoda; Insecta; Hymenoptera; Trichogrammatidae. The record is from RefSeq and is a predicted model, not a curated record. The transcript is spliced from 7 exons.
CCAAACACGCCGGGGGUUGCUUCUUCUCUUAUCACGAUUGACCCUUUUUUCAAAUGAUCUACCUAUAUAUCGACUUGGCCGACGAAAGUACACGGGUGCUAGAAAAUGUAGGUGCCUUAUCCUAUUUCAGUCAAUAUUUUCUUUUUUAUGCUUGUGAUCGUGAGCUCCAAAUUGCACGGUAUACCUAUAGGCUAUAGAUGUAGCCUACAAAUCUGUGCGACUGUGCAAGAUAUCGCAUGCACUGCGUGAUGCAAGAGUCAAGACACAAGCACUGGAGAACAUAACCUUACACGUCAAGUUUUAUUUUGCUAAAUGUCGACUGCUACAUUAAUGAAUCUGGGGGUCUUAUUUUUAUAAGUAAAUUGUUACAAAAUUGUUGUGAAUGACACAAAAUAUUCCAAAUUGCAACGUGUUUAUGACAUGAAAAUAUAACUUUUUUCUUAACAAAUAAUGUUGUUUUAUUGAACCAAUUGACAUUUGUUAAAAUUUUAACUGACACUCUGUCACUAUAUACAGGCAAAAUAUGUCAUUUUUCAAUGUAACUUGUCGAGGCAAGCUUUUAAUUUCAAAUAAUUAUUCAGUUAAAUGGAUACAAAGAUGGGCCAGCUCAACAAAUGAGCAAAAAACAGCAGGAAUAAUAGUUAUUGGCAAUGAAAUUCUCAAAGCUCAAGUGAGAGACACUAAUUCACAUUUCAUAUGCACACACUUAUAUGGCUGUGGAGUCAAAGUUGAAAAAAUUUCAGUGAUAGGUGACAAUGUGGAUGAAAUAGCACAAGAAAUCAAACAUUUUUCUAAAAAAUACACACAUGUGAUUACAUCUGGUGGAAUUGGACCUACUCAUGAUGAUGUUACUUACGAAGGUUUAGCAAAGGCUUUCAAUGAUACACUUCAUCGACAUCCUGCAAUAGCAGAGGCUAUAAGAAAGUAUUUUCGAGUAGAAGAUCCUUCAUCUCCUGCUUAUAAACUUUCAGAAAUUCCUAAGAGGGCAGUUUUGAAAUUUGGAAUCAAUGAAGCUACCAAAUUACCUCAUAACUUUCCAUGUGUCAUAUUAGAAAAUGUUUAUGUGUUUCCUGGCUCACCUAUAUUUCUAGAAAGAGGAUUUGGGAGCUUAUGCAAGGUGCUGUUUGAUUCAAACAGUAGGUUUGCUUGUACAGAAUUACUUAUAAAUGCUUCAGAAGAAGUGUUUGCAGAUGUUUUAACUAGUCUUUCAAAAGAAUAUCCAAAUGUUAUAUUUGGUUCUUACCCUGAGGAAGCUAGCAACUAUAUAGCUAGGGUGACAAUAGAAAGUACUAAUGAAGCUGAUAUGGAAAAAGCUAAAAGAAAAUUUUGCAGUCUACUGCCACCUCAUAUUAUCAAAGAGAAGAGCUGAAAUUUAAUGAAAAUUCUAUAAAUUUAAAGAAAAAUGUAACUAAGAAUAUUUCCAAUUAUUAACCACCAAUUAGCUUGUUCACUUAUUGUAAUAUUACUUUGUUAAAGAGAGAUUUUUUUUAGAAAAUUUACAGAAAAAUUUUGAUGGUGUUGUUUACAAUUUU